Molecule: messenger RNA, 4216 nt
Organism: Vitis vinifera (wine grape)
Lineage: Eukaryota; Viridiplantae; Streptophyta; Magnoliopsida; Vitales; Vitaceae
Exons: 10
Coding region: 398-3805 (1135 amino acids)
Cellular component (GO): cytosol; nucleus
Molecular function (GO): protein serine/threonine phosphatase activity
Source: RefSeq, a predicted model, not a curated record
UCGAUAGCAGAGAUAACGAAACGACGAAACCCAAACGAAAUGGCGGCGUCUAAUCUCUAGGGCUAGAUCCGCCGAGAGGAAGUGAGCUCAGAAUAGAGAAGAAAUCACCGUUUCUAUGCAUCUCUGAGCUUCAAUUCCUGUUUUGUUUCUCAAAGGUGUCAGCUUUUGAAACAAAAGAAGAAAGCGGGAAUGAUCAAAGAAGAAGCUCCGAACGGCGUCGUUUCUGGAGACUGACGAUGAAGACGAAACGGUGAAACUGAAAUUCAAAUGGGUUUGUAAAUCGAGGAGAUGGCGGGAGCCUUGUUGACAGGAUGCUGUUAGGGUUUGUAAAUUGGUGGUUUCGAGUUUUCAAUUUUCUCAGUAACCAAACAGAGGUUAGUUUUUGCUGGGCUUAGAGAUGGACUUGGACAAUCCUGGACCAUGUGAUUCCUCAGUACUUACAGAGCAAGAUUUACAUGUCUCCUCUGCCAUUUGGGAUGGAGAGGACCGUGGAGUGUUAAAAUGUCAUGAGCACACCAAGGAACUUAAAAUGUGGAAGUUAACGGAAGCCCAAAUCAAGUUAGUAGAGAUGGCAGGAUUUAAGCACUUGAGUAUGAUUACAGAUAUGUCUAUAGAUGCACCCCUCAUAUCAGCCCUUGUAGAGAGGUGGAGAAGAGAAACAAACAGUUUUCAUAUGAGGGUGGGGGAGAUGACUAUUACCCUUGAAGAUGUUUUCUUGAUACUUGGAUUACCAAUUGAUGGUGAUCCAGUUAUAGGGGUUACAUCUCAUGCAUGCGAGUCAAUAUGCAGGAAGUUGUUGGGAAAUGUCCCAAGAUCCGAGCACAGAAGUGGCAGAAUGGUAAAGCUAAGCUGGUUAAGGGAGAGCUUCUCAAGGUGUCCUGAAGAUGCAUCUGAGGAACAGAUUAAGCGAUCCACCCGUGCUUACCUUCUAUAUCUUCUAGGUUGCACUAUAUUUUCCUCCAGCACAGGUAAUAAGGUACCAGUAAUGUACCUUCAAUUCUUUGAGAAUUUUGAUGAUACCAAAAGAUAUGCUUGGGGCGCAGCAGCAUUGGCAUACUUAUAUAGAGCCCUUGGAAAUGCCUCACUUAAUGGGCAAACCAGUAUUUGUGGGAGUAUUACACUACUUCAGUGUUGGAGUUAUGAGCAUCUAAAAGUUGGUCGACCAGCUCUUGAGAACUUUCAUAAGUCUGCUCAAGACUUUCCUCGAGCUCUAAAAUGGAGAAGGAAGCGAAAAGUUUAUUCAAAUAGCAAAAGUUUGUCUGUUUACCGUGAGGCACUGGACACUCUAGAAUUGUCUGACGUUACCUUUCUUCCAUAUAUAGAUAUGGAUAAUGCUCUUAUACAGGAAGAAAUGAGGAAACAGAUGACUAUAGGAAGGAGUUCCACCAUGCUGAUUUGUUUUGAUAAAGCUGAACGACACCUCCCAGACCGUUGCUUGCGUCAAUUUGGCAUGCAUCGAUCACCGCCUACACCAGUCAAGCAGUGGAAAAGGAAAUCACGUGAUACUUAUGAGAGUACAGAUUUGUCUAAGAAGAUGGCAUCUGAGUUAAGGGAAUGGAAGGGGCGUCGGAAUCAUAUUAUUAAGGAUGAUUUGGAUGGAGAUGAAAGCAGAUAUAUGGACUGGUACUUAAAUAUAACUCGUAAACUCAUAGGAAGGCCUUCUCCUCAACCCAACCCUGCAACUCAACAAGCACCACCUCCCUUAUGCAAUCCAACAUCUCAAAAGUUGUCUCCUCCAUCCACGACUACAACUCAACAAAGAUCAUCUCCUCUAUCCAGCUCAACAAUGCAAAUACUGCCUUCUCCUAUUCCCACUCUUACAACUCAACGCAGGCCAUCUCCUGUAGUCUGCUCAACAUCUGAACAGAUGCUAUCUCCUCUGCCCACCGCUGCAACCCAAACACUGUCUUCUAUUCCAACCCCCAUAAUUCAGCAAUCUUUAUCUCCUCUUGCUGCCCCUACAACACAACAAAUGCCAUCUCCACUUCCCACCCAUACAACUCAGCAAAUGGCAUCUGCCCCACUCACAUCAAUAACCCAUCCGGCCCCUCCAUCCAGCUCAACUACACAACAAAUAGCAUCUCCUCUACCAACCUUAGCAACUCAACAAGGGUCAUCUCCUCUACCCAGCACAGCUACUGAACGAAGUUUUAAUCCUAAUGAAUUGGAGUCAACUAAAAUUUCAUCUCUUCUCUCAUCUGAGAAUGCUAGAAUGUCUGCUGCAUUGCGGGAAAUAGCUCACAUUACAAAUGACCUUUCCACUGAAGGCUUUGAUUCCCAACAAUUGCAAUCACUUUUAAAGAUCAAGGAAUUGCUUCAUGUGGGUUAUGGUGAUGAGACAGAAGUGGGUGUGGAAGUAGAUCCUAGGAACAAAGAAGUGGUUAAUGAUGAUGGGGAUCCAGAUCAGACUUUGUUGUCACAAUUGCAUUAUUUGGCUACUGCUUGUGCAGAAUCUUCACAAAAUCCUGAACCCACUUUGGACGAAGACCCCUCACACAUGCUUGCAUCAACUGAAAAUUUGUCUCAACCACCUGUUCAAAUUCCUCUCACCUGGCCUGUCAAUGGCAUUUUAACCCUGGAUUGGAUGCAUGACGUUAUGUCUGCCUUUGAGUGGUCUUCAUGGAAUAUCUCUCCCUCAGAAUUCACUUCCAUCUUGCCAUCUUCUGUCUUUGAUAGCCUCCUUAACUCUGCAUCAAGGAUUCUGCAUAAGGAGCCAAAUUGUGUGAGGAUAGAUUGUUUUGAGGAGGAUUUAAGUGUGGUUAUCGUUGGUGAUAUUUGUGGGAAACUGCAUGAUCUCAUUUUCCUUCUGCAAGAUGCUGGUUUUCCUUCACAAAACCGAAUCUUUGUUUUCAAUGGAGAUUAUAUUGGUAUUGGAGGGUGGGGUCUUGAGACAUUUUUACUUCUAUUGGCUUGGAAGGUCCUUCUGCCACAUAGAGUAUAUUUACUUCGUGGAAAUCAUGAAACCAAGCUUUGCACAUCUGAGUGUGGGUUUGAGGAGGAGGUGAUGACGAAAUAUGGAGAUCAAGGGAAGCAUGUCUACCGUAGAUGCUUAGACUGCUUUUCAAAACUUCCUUUGGCCUCAACAAUAGCAGGGCGUGUUUAUACAACUCAUGGAGGUCUUUUUCGAAGCAGCAGUAUAUCCAUUGCUCCACUAAGAAAGUCCCAUAAAAUGAAAGAUUCAGAAGAGUCCAAUCAUGAUGUUGAGAUGCUGUCUCUGGGUUCUUUGGAAGAAUUAUCCAAAGCAAAGAGAACAAUUCUAGAUCCUCGAAGUUCAGGAACAAACUCAAUACUUUGUGAUGCAUUGUGGUCAGAUCCUUCAAUGGAGUGUGGCCUUAAACCAAAUUUACAGAGAGGCUGUGGCCUACUGUGGGGUCCUGAUUGCACUGAGACCUUCUUAAAGAAGUCAAAUUUAAAGUUGAUUAUCAGAUCGCAUGAAGGCCCUGAUGCAAGGGAGAAACGAGAAGAUCUUGGUAGAAUGGAUGAAGGGUAUUCCAUAGAUCAUGAAGUAGAAUCAGGGAAACUAGUCACUCUAUUCAGUGCUCCAGACUUUCCGCCGUCUCAGGUCACUUCUAGCUCAGGGGAAAGACUUAACAAUAAAGGGGCAUACAUUGUUCUAGGGCCUCCUACUUUCGAUGAUCCAGUUUUCCACACCUUCAAAGCUGUGACUCUAGGAGCCAAGCUGCAGAUUAGAAAAAAUGAAGAUAGUCAGGCAAAUGAGAGGAAGAAACAUAGAAAAUCUGAAGUGUGUCGAAAGAGAGAACAGGAAACAGAGAAGAGUGUUAAACGACAUCGUUAUCGCAGCUGAGCAUUAUCACUGCAGUGGCUGGAUCAUCGAGUCUACCAUGGACUUGGGUCAGGAUUCUGCUUGUAGAGGAGCUGAUUGAUGGUGUGUUUUGGCUGUUGCCUAUCUGGUACAUGGGUCAGGAUUCUGCUUGUAGAGGAGCUGAUUGAUGGUGUGUUUUGGCUGUUGCCUAUCUGGUACAAUGCUUUGUAUUUUUCCGUUAGUGUUGAAGAGUAUUUAUGUAAAGUUAGAGUUUGGUUAAUGAGUUUUGUGAGGAAUGAGGAAUGGCCAUGUGAAUAUUCGAGCUUAGUUACCUGAUGUGUUCUCCUUAUCCUCCCAAUUGUGUUAUUUAUUGUUCAUGUAACUCAUUAAGGCUAGUUGGCUAAGGUUUGAAGAUACCAGAAGCUAAGCUUACUGGUUUCUGGCAUUUCUGCA